Molecule: messenger RNA, 1752 nt
Organism: Rattus rattus (black rat)
Lineage: Eukaryota; Metazoa; Chordata; Mammalia; Rodentia; Muridae
Gene: Mansc1
Product: MANSC domain containing 1
Exons: 4
Coding region: 339-1598 (419 amino acids)
Source: RefSeq, a predicted model, not a curated record
GAACGCGCCCUUCCCCCGUGCAAACUUUCAGUCGCUGCGACGGAAGCAGGAACUUGGUCACGACAAAAUCUGCGGGGCCGGUGCGGGAGCUGCGGAGCAUCCCCUGCGAUCCUUCCCAGAGUCUUGUGCCGCUUCGCCGGUUCUUUGCAAAGGCGAUCUAUCCGUCCUUGGGCCCGGGCGCCACGGGGACCCCAGGGGUCUCUUGUUUGCAGUUUUUUCUAGAGUAAAGACAAUCUGUACAGUCUUCUGAGGUGAGACGAGACGAGAAGGGCCAUCCUUGACCUGAAGGGUCCAUCCUUGGUCUUUGAAGAGGGACCAAGACGAAGCAACAGUUCAGAAUGCUCUUCAGGGGAGACAGUGUGGCUUACACAUUGGUAGUCAUUUCCUUCCUGACACCAAGGCUGUCCGCUGGUCAGAACUGCUUCACCAAGAGCCUAGAGGAUGUUGUCAUCGACAUUCAGUCUUCGCUUUCCAAAGGCAUCAGAGGCAAUGAGCCCAUACACACGGCAGCUCAGGAAGACUGCAUCCGAACCUGCUGUUCAACACAAGACAUAGCCGGGGACAAGUCAUGUAAUUUGAUGAUCUUCGACACCCGGAAGACAGACAGACAGCCCAACUGCUACCUGUUUUUCUGUCCCAGUGAGGACGCCUGUCCACUGAAGCCAGCCAAGGGCCUUGUGAGCUACAGGCUCUUCAGAGAUGUUCCGCUGACCAGAGCUAAUUCAUCACUCCAAAAGGUAACACAAGAGGAGUCUCUCUUACUUGGCCACGCCUCACCAGGAGUCACCCCUGGGGUCCCUCCCCCAGCAGGUUACCCAAAGCCCACCGGCCUGUUUUGGAGAGACGUAUCUUCUCCGAAGCCCACAACCUCCCAGCACUUACAGAAAUACAUCCAGGUUGAUGACGCAAGCACGCAGCCCCCUUCCUAUGAAGGGAAAAACCAUUCUCAGAGCUUACAGCUUCCCUCAGAACUAAACAUGGUUCAUGUGCUCCCUAAAACGCCCCCAUUUCCCACUGUGGCUCCCCACGGUGGUAACGCCUCUGCCACCCUGAAACCUGCACUUCUGCUGGCCAGCAUUUCAGUGACACCUAAGACUUCACGGCCGAAGGACGCCACCACAGUUCCACACGUAACCACUGUGACCUCGGAGUCCCCAGCAGUCCCCGUGUCUACAGGUUUUACACCCGUGGUUUCACCCCAGGCAGCUUUGACGACCAUCCUUCAAGCACCUACAGACUCGAAAGGCAUCUUCGAAACAGUGCCCUUUCGAGGAGGCUCCAAGCUAACUUCAGACACGAGGCAUGGGAAGCGCCCUGCCGCCACUUCUUUGUCAACCUCAGAGUCUUCUGUUAUAAACAAGACUGCUCCCUGGGAGAACGGGAGGAUCAGUGUAGGCAGCAUACCACGGAACAGGGGUCCAAACACCCAGCAUGGCCUUUCGUUUGAGAAAUGGCUUCUCAUUGGGACGCUCCUCUUCGGUGUUUUGUUUCUGGUAAUAGGCCUCGUCCUCUUGGGUAGGAUGCUGGUUGAAUCCCUCCGUAGGAAACGGUAUUCAAGACUUGACUACUUGAUCAAUGGGAUCUAUGUUGACAUCUAAAGACAAAUUCAGUAUCUCUCACUUCAUGUAAGAUCUCGUUGCCAAAUGCCACCUGCGUUCCUUCUGCCCAGCCCAUCUCAGCAGGAAUUAUAUUUUGAAAAAUAGCCCUAUUUCCUCCUCCUCCUCCUCCUCCUCCUCCUCCUCCUCCUCCUCC